Naegleria lovaniensis is the source of this 1737-nucleotide messenger RNA. RefSeq lists its product as uncharacterized. NCBI's taxonomy places the organism in Eukaryota, Heterolobosea, Eutetramitea, Acrasida, Naegleriidae. Gene Ontology annotation, molecular function: protein binding. The record is from RefSeq and is a predicted model, not a curated record. Bases 1 to 1737 code for a protein of 578 amino acids. The transcript is spliced from 4 exons.
AUGCCAAAGAAAGUCGACAAGGAGGAAAUCGCUUCAUUUGAAAAAUUUCUCUCGUCUUUCAAGAGCAAUGAGGAAAGAUUCGCAGUAAUUCAACAAUUACUUGCUAAUCAAGUACUUCCGAUGAUUGCUACUAUGAAGAGAAAACGGGAAGAGUCUAAUAAGCAUUUUUCUAAAAAGGAAUUUGAUAUCGCCAUCUCCAUUUUGACUGAAUGUAUUGAUGAAUAUCUUACAGCUUCCGAUGAAAAUGAUAAUAGAAUGAGAUUGAAAGAGUGGGACCAAACUAAAAUUCUUUCAUAUAAAAUGCAACAACUUAACGUAACAAAACCAGUUUCGGAUAGGCUACAAAUACGAAAGAAGUACAAGGAAAUUGAAGAACAGUUAUCUAAUGCACAUUUAAUAUUUUCUAAUCGCUCGGUAAAUUAUUUAAUGUCUGGAAAGUACUUGGAAGCGAAGCAAGAUGCACUGGAUUGUAUUGAGUGGAAUUCUGAUUGGCCAAAAGGAUAUUACCGAGCAGCACAAGCUGCCAUGAUGUUGGGAGAGUAUACAGAAGCACUUGAAACCAUUUCAAAGGGAGUUGAGGUAGUGGAGCAAUUCAAAUAUGAGUUGUUUGACACCGACAAUGAGUAUGACAAUGAAAUCAAACGUUUUAGCACUCUUAAAAAGGAGGUAAAGGAGAAAAUGAAGAAUAGUCCAAAGAAAGACGAACCUGUUGAUGUCAAGUCAUAUUUUACCUCAAAGUAUAAGGACAUGGGCAUAGGUUUCAAACCUGAUUUCGUAUUUACAUGUAUAACGGUUGACAAGCCUGACGAUCUAGAAGACUAUCUCGGAAAAAUUACGGACAGUGUUGAAAAAAAGGGUUUGGUAGAUCAAAAAGAUCCAAAGUUCCAUUUCACACCUCUCCAUCUAGCCGUGUGCUUUAAACGCAAGAAGUGUUUAGAAAUUCUGUUGAACCAUGGAGCCAAUGCUAACGUAGUUGACCUUACAGAUCUCACACCAAUAUCCUAUGCAGUUGGACAAAUUGCAAGCCUGUCAAUAACAAAAUUAUUACUUUCUAAAGGUGGAAAUGUAAAUUUCAAAAACAAGAGCAAGGUUACUUAUUUACACACAGCAGCUGCAGCUAACAAUCUCAAAAUAUGUCAAUAUUUAAUUGAAAAGCAUGGAUUAGAUCCAAAAAGCCAAACAAUACAUGGAGAUGACUGUAUCAGCGUGGCUUCUGAUAAUAACGUCAUUGAAUAUUUAAGAAAGAAGCAAAUUCGAGCUGACAAAAAAGAAGAGCAGACAUUAUCUACAUAUUGUUGCAAAUACUGCGGUAAAUCAGACGCUCUUAAGCGUUGCUCUAUUUGUAAAUCUGUAUUCUAUUGCAGUAUAGAAUGCCAAAAGAAGGAUUGGACCAAUCACAAAGCCACCUGUUUGCCUGUGUUGCAAAGUGUUCGAGUUGAACCAUCUCCCAUAGAUUCAGAAAAACCACUCUAUGGAUUCAAUGUCAGCAACGUGGUUGGUUCUCAGGAUGGCAUUAAGCUAAAAUCAAUGACUUUUCAAGUACUGAGCUUGCAAAACAAUCAUGAUAGAUCAUAUAUUGGUUACAUUCGGUCUAGCGAACCAAGGUAUGAACAACUUAAUCAGAAAAUUACGAGCGAGGGAAUCAUGGGAAGGAAAGGCUACUUUUAUGUUACCAUCAAUACUGAUUCUUCAAUCGAUAUCGAGGUGGGAAAGCUUGCUCCGUCACAAAGUUGGUAA